Molecule: messenger RNA, 1189 nt
Organism: Chelmon rostratus (copperband butterflyfish)
Lineage: Eukaryota; Metazoa; Chordata; Actinopteri; Chaetodontiformes; Chaetodontidae
Product: endonuclease domain-containing 1 protein
Exons: 2
Coding region: 30-935 (301 amino acids)
Molecular function (GO): nucleic acid binding; hydrolase activity; metal ion binding
Source: RefSeq, a predicted model, not a curated record
GCAAGACUGAGUGAAAGAGACCUUCCGUUAUGACGCCUUCAUCAGAAAACUGUGCCUUACCCGUGGCAGCUGUCGUGACUGUGCUGACCUGUGUGUUGCUGCACGGGGCCCAGGCAGGAGUGGUGGGGGACUUCAACCAUGCCGAGCGCUGUAAGGACUCGCUGUACAUGGGCACUCCACCCCGAGGCUACCUAAGCAACUCCUUUAAGAAGAUCUGCCAAAGGUACGAGGAUAAACCCCGCUAUGUCACGCUGUACGACUCCCACAAACACGUCCCCAUCUAUUCUGCCUAUACGUUCAAGAAGUCAGAUGGGGAGAAGAAGGUGGACUUCCCUUGGAUGUUUGAGCCCCAGCUGGCCUCAGAAAAGAGCAGCAGUAACAUGGAGCCCUUCCCCCAAUCUUCAAGCAUGCAUAUGAAUUUUGAGGACGGCCAGGCAGUCCUGGAGGACUACGCUGAUGUGGUCCAGUAUGAACGUGGCCAGCUAAACCCUGACGAGCAUCAGGCUGACCCUCUGGACAAAGCCUCCACCUACAGUUUGACAAAUGUGGUACCCCAGAUCAGGGAGUUCAACUUGGGUCCCUGGGCAGAACACCAGGACCUCAUCCGCAAACGUCUAAACAACUACUGCCGAGGCAAAGCCUUUGUGGUCACCGGUAUCACCACCUCUGGGCACACCAUCCGUCGCAACAACCUGGACCGGGUGGCUGUACCAGAGUACAUGUGGUCGGCCUACUGCUGCACCGAGUUUGACCAAAAUGCACCAUACUUUGUGCGCUACAAGUUCCCUGUGUUUGCAGCCUACGGGCUGAAUGAUCGUGUCAACAACCACAUGGUCGAAGUUCCUCUCAAGAACCUGGAGAAGUUCCUCAAGGGGAGGAUGGAUGUGGACAAGAACUUUCAGAUUUUCUAUAACGACUGUGUACCAGAUAACUGAGAUGAAGUGGGUGUGAUCUCUGUUUUAAUUCAAGUUUAAAGUGUGUUACCACUGUAGGAAGGUUUGCCGUUCUUGUAGCUCAAGAUAUACAUGGAUUAAGAUGUCUUGUCAAAUUAGAUUAUAUGUUGUAAGAAAUAAAAUGGGGAAUUCCUUUGUGUCUGUCUCAUUAAAUCCAAAUAAUUAUUUUCAUUAUCAGUUACUCUGCAGAUUAAAGCUUUGGUCUGUAUAUUGUCAAGAAAUAGUAUAAUACUAUG